Galeopterus variegatus (Sunda flying lemur) is the source of this 4325-nucleotide messenger RNA. RefSeq names its product ubiquitin specific peptidase 14 (tRNA-guanine transglycosylase) (gene USP14). NCBI's taxonomy places the organism in Eukaryota, Metazoa, Chordata, Mammalia, Dermoptera, Cynocephalidae. The transcript is spliced from 15 exons. The record is from RefSeq and is a predicted model, not a curated record. Gene Ontology annotation, molecular function: cysteine-type deubiquitinase activity; protein binding; proteasome binding. Gene Ontology annotation, biological process: regulation of proteasomal protein catabolic process; protein deubiquitination; proteasome-mediated ubiquitin-dependent protein catabolic process.
AUGAUUUUGUUUGCAGUGACUGUCAAAUGGGGAAAGGAGAAAUUUGAAGGUGUAGAAUUGAAUACCGAUGAACCUCCAAUGGUGUUCAAGGCUCAGCUUUUUGCAUUGACUGGAGUACAACCAGCCAGACAGAAAGUUAUGGUGAAAGGAGGAACAUUGAAGGAUGAUGAUUGGGGAAACAUCAAAAUAAAAAAUGGAAUGACUCUACUAAUGAUGGGCUCAGCAGAUGCUCUUCCCGAAGAACCCUCAGCUAAAACUGUCUUUGUAGAAGACAUGACAGAAGAACAGUUAGCAUCUGUCAUGGAAUUACCAUGUGGGUUGACAAACCUUGGUAACACUUGUUACAUGAAUGCUACAGUUCAGUGUAUCCGUUCUGUGCCUGAACUCAAAGAUGCCCUUAAAAGGUAUGCAGGUGCCUUGAGAGCUUCAGGGGAAAUGGCUUCAGCACAGUAUAUUACUGCAGCCCUUAGAGAUUUGUUUGAUUCCAUGGAUAAAACUUCUUCUAGUAUUCCACCCAUUAUUCUCCUACAAUUUUUGCACAUGGCUUUCCCACAGUUUGCGGAGAAGGGUGAACAAGGACAAUAUCUUCAACAGGUAAUCAGGGCAAGGUUUUUUCAUUAUAUAAAUGUAAAACUUAGUAAAAUUGGAAUUAUUUCAUUUUAAUUUUUGCAGACAGAUUCCUCAUCUGCAUCAGCAGUGACACCUUCUAAGAAGAAAAGCCUAAUUGAUCAGUUCUUUGGUGUUGAGUUUGAAACUACCAUGAAAUGUACAGAAUCUGAAGAAGAAGAAGUCACCAAAGGAAAGGAAAAUCAGCUUCAACUUAGCUGUUUUAUCAAUCAGGAAGUCAAGUAUCUUUUUACAGGACUUAAAUUGCGACUUCAGGAAGAAAUCACAAAACAGUCUCCAACAUUGCAAAGAAAUGCUUUGUACAUCAAAUCUUCCAAGAUCAGCCGGCUACCUGGUUACUUAACUAUUCAGAUGGUUCGAUUUUUUUAUAAAGAGAAGGAAUCUGUGAAUGCCAAAGUUCUUAAGGAUGUUAAAUUUCCUCUUAUGUUGGAUGUGUAUGAACUAUGUACACCAGAACUUCAAGAGAAAAUGGUUUCUUUUCGAUCAAAAUUCAAGGAUCUAGAAGAUAAAAAAGUCAGUCAACAACCAAAUACAAGUGACAACAAAAGUAGUCCCCAGAAAGAAGUUAAGUAUGAACCCUUUUCUUUUGCUGAUGAUAUUGGCUCCAAUAAUUGUGGAUACUACGACUUACAAGCAGUGCUGACACACCAGGGAAGGUCUAGUUCUUCAGGUCAUUAUGUAUCAUGGGUGAAAAGGAAACAAGGUGAAUGGAUUAAGUUUGAUGAUGAUAAGGUCAGCAUAGUAACACCAGAAGAUAUCUUGCGGCUUUCUGGUGGUGGAGACUGGCAUAUUGCUUAUGUUUUACUCUAUGGGCCUCGCAGAGUUGAAAUAAUGGAAGAGGAAAGUGAACAGUAAUCUUCAUUCUAGCUAUUUAUGCAGGUGUGAAAUAAAUGUUAUUUGUUGAUCAUUUCUAUAAUCCAGAGCUUUAGGGGGAGAUAUUUAGGUGGUUUUUUGUUUCCCCUCUGUGCGACAGAAGAGGGCAGAAGCAGACCACUCCAUGCAUCAACCUAAAAAUUACAGGAAAGAGAAAAUCACCUUUGGAUUGUGCUGCCCUAUAUAAAGGUGGCAGAAAAACAUUUUUUAAAUGCUUAUUUCUUGCAUUAAUUUUUAAAAUUUCUGAUUUGGAAUGCCCUUGAACCAUUUCCUGCUGUGAUAAUUUUCCUCCCUGCCCUUUUCAGCCCCAAAUUGAGCAGUCUGAUGGUUUUUGCACAGCUAUUCCAUAUUCUUUGUUCUUGCAUGGUUCAAACCACCAUUCGGUAGCUGUCCAUCCUUUGCCUUAUCUAACAAAAGUUUUCCCAGGAAGGUGGAAAAGGAAAUGAUGCCCUCAUUGUGUAACUCAGUGCUGCUGUCCACAUCCCAUGGAAACAUGGACACAAUCAAGUAUUUGUCCAGCUUGACUGUUGCUGGCUUUUCAUGACUUUAAAAUAAAUUGUGAUCAAUAAUAGUAUUUGAUUAUACAUUUAUUAUUGUGUCUCUCUCUGAUGUACUAUGGUUUGUACAUUUAACUUUGCAAUGGUUUUGUAGUAACCAACCUUAAAAAAAUGUUGACAAGCUCUGGUUGCUUAUUUUUAGAAAAUGAGGUUAUUUAAUAAGAAAUAAAAAGAGGGAUUAACAGCUUUUGACCUCAAGUCUUUCGUCUUUUGCGUGUUGGAGCUUGGCUAAAGAUUCAGCUAUAUUUAAUACUAUACAAUUUCUGCAGAUGGUUAAUUUUACUGCGCUGUUAUAUGCAUCCAUUUUAAAAUAUGUUAUCUUCUUUGCCCAUUUCCACUUAAAAAGGAAUACGGAAUUGUAAAAGUAAUGGGUUUCUUUGGAUGCUAAAUGCAGUAAUGUUAUUAGUCAGAUUUGUUCUUUGGCUCAGUUGGUGUUUGCUUUUACUCUCCUGUUGACUCCUAAAAUCUUAGUAUCAGUGGUUUUAACAGUGAUGGGAGAAAACACCAAGAGGAUGAGGCAUUUGACUAUGAUAGGUUUUUUACAUUCUAAUACAUUCUAAUUAGUCACUCAUCUUUGUUUCAGGAACCUUGAUUGCUAGGGAAAGGAUAAAUGAUAGAAUAUUAGCUAAUUUUUCUGAUUUUCCUUCAGUUAGGUAUUUAUAAUAAUGUUGGGGAUUAUCAUGACAGCUCUGUCUUUGCUUAUGUUGUUUUAUUGCUCUGCAGAGCACAAUACUGCUAUUAGAUUCCUAGAGAAUGACAGCCAUUUUCCUCUCAAACCUGUGCAGUGUGAUGUAAUCUGAGACGACUACGGGAUAAAAUAAGUAUUUUAGGGAAUUUGUAAAUAGCUUCCUCAUCUAAAGUUUGACUAUUGGCAAUUUUUUACUUUGGGAGGGGGAAUGAAGAAUAGAAUGGGGAGGAUGAGACCUAAGAACUUUAAUGAUUCAUUUGUUUGUAAGAUGCCUGUCACUUCUCAGUCUUUUUUAUUGUCUCAUUUGGUCAGAACAAUUUUAUGAGGACAUAAAUUUAGCAAUUAGAAUUCAGAUUUUGACUUGCUGGAUGCUGUAGCUACUAGACCAGGUCUUGUAUGGAAUGUAUUAAAAUUUUAAAAAUUGUGUAAUUCCUCGUCAUCAUUAUAAAAAGGUUGAUUUCAUUUGAUCUGAUCUAAAGCAUUAUUCCAAAGAAAUUUUUAAUGUAGAAAUUGGAUAUAUACCAGUGUUUUAAACUAAUAAGGCUAUUUUAUAAUUCAGCCUUGCAUGUAAGGCCUUUGAGAAGGGAGAGUAGACAAAAAAAAUAAAUCUUGUUUCCUGAAUGUGCCUUAUAUGCUGUGCCACUAACACUGAGACCAUGUCAGCAUUUGAGCCAUGCCAGAUCACUCGUUGGCUAGUGGUUAGGCCCCAAGAGCAUUUACAUUAUAAUAUGCAGUCAGUUGCCCUUCUUCAGGAUUAAAAAUAACAGCGACCUAAUCUGAGCAUCUAUAGGAAAAUGCUUGGGUGGGAAGAGGACGAGUAGAUGGUACUAACUUCAGCAGUCACUACAUCGUGCUUUGCUAUGUGCAGGUAGCUUUCACGUACAUCUCAUUUGAACUUCACAAUAAUCCGAGGAGGUAAUUGAAAGACCUGAGAGGUCAAAAGUAAUUUUUGUUAGGCUAGAAGAGCAAGGUUUUAGACUCUACCCCAUGUUGGGGGUUGGCAAACAUUUUUAUAAUGGGCCAGAUAGGAAACAUAAGGUGUCUGUUGCAACUGCUUAACUUUUUGUUGUAGUUCAACAGGAGUCACAGACAAGUAAGCAUGGCUUGACGCAGGUAAAAUGUUAAUUAUAGAAUCGUGGUGAGCAAACUGUUUGCCAAUCCUCUGCGUAAAGCAUGAAAAAGUAAGAUUAGAGCAGUCAUGGUUUCAGAAAGUGUUAUUUUGGAAUUUCAGAGUAGCUACAUUUUAUAACUACUGACAGCAUGAAGGAAAAUAAUUUGGUAUAGGAAACAUUUCCCUAAAUGUCACUUAUUUAACUUCAUAAAUAAAUUUGUUUAUUCAACAAAAAUAUAUUUUGUGAUGUUGAGGUCACUUCAUUUUGGCUGUCUUCCGAACCCACCCUCCCAUCACCCCAGACCCUGAGGUUUGAGCCAGUAUAUGUUCUGUUGUUCUUGGAGCACCAGCCAACUGUACAAUUGUUAUAAAAAUGUUUAUUGUUUACCAAAACCAGUGGACCUCUUAUCAAAUGCUGCUUGGUAACAAAAUCUUAUCACAGUUUUAAUAAAAAAAAAAAAAAAAAAAA